AUGGCUUCAAUAUGUUUUCCUGGUGCAUUAAAUCCAUUUUGUCGUCAAUCAAUAUCUGUUUCAUUAUGUUCUGAUCAACUUGCUUUAGCUACGUCAUCAAACUUAGUUUAUAUUUAUUCAUAUUCGAAUCAAAAUUUAUCAUUCAUUACGAAAUUUUCUCCUCAUUCGAAAUCUUUAUCAUGUAUGCUAUAUCAUCCUACUAUUCCAGAUCUAUUAACAACUGGUGGUGCUCCAAAUUCACGAGUUCUUCUAUGGUCAAUUGAAGGAAAAACAGUACAAAAAAAAGCAACAGUAAAUUUGCAAAGAAGACCAAAUGCAUUAAUUUGGCUUUCGGAUGAAGAAUUAAUCAUUGGAGAUGAACAUGGAACUAUUUAUCGAUGGAAUAGAAAAGAAGAAAAAUUAAAUAAAUUUAUUAAUCAAUCUUUAUCUGAUAAACAUAAUGAUGAAGUUCAAUUUUUUUCUAUUGCAAAUAAACAAAAAUUUAUUAUGGCUAUUGCAUAUAAAUCAGGUUAUAUAUGUAUUUGUCAUAUUGAUCUUGAUAAAAAUACUUUAAACAUGUUACAUAAAUUAUCACUUGAUUCAGCCAAUACAAUAUGUUGUUCAAUUCAAUUUGCUCAUUCAGAGUCUCCAUUAGAUCGUAGUACUCUAUUUUAUAUAAGUUAUGGACAUGGUUCUAUUAAAGUAUGUGAUUAUAUAAGUGGAAAAAUUCUUGGUCAAUUAAUGCUAGUUAAACAAUCAAAAAAUAUGAAUAUAAAUGAUUCAAGAUGCAAAACUUAUUAUCCAUUAGCUUGGAUAGAUGCAAAUACUUUAUUAACAGGAAAUAUGGAUGGUCAUUUGAUCAAGAUUGAUAUUCGUCAUUCAUCACAUAUGGAAAAAUCUCAAUUAAAUGUAACACCACCAGUAUCAGCUGGUAAACCUGUUUUUUCUGUUGUUAUCAAAGAUGAAAAAAUUUUAUUUACUUAUUCAUUUAAUCGAAAAUUAUGUAUUUGUGAUCUUUCAUCAUCAAUAUUAAUUAAACCUCUUGUGUCAAUUCCUGGUUCUGUUAAUGCUAUUCAAGCAUGUCCUCUUCAAACAAGUUGUAUUGCAUUGGGUGUUGAUACAGGAAAUAUUGGCAUAUUAGAUUUAACUUCAUAUGGUUCACCUUCUCUUUCGUUUCUUUGGCAAUCAAUUCCAGCUGAUAUUUAUCGUUUAGCUUGGCAUCCUAUUCGUGAAGGUCGUAUUGCUUAUUCUACUCGUUUGGGACAUGUAGCACUUUAUGAUACACUUACGGGACGUUCACGUGUUGUCUAUGAUUGGAGAUAUACACAACCAGGAUCACCAACGGCACUAUUUUGGGGUCCUUUAAUACCUAGUUUUACUGAAGAUGAAACAUUAGCAAUUCUUUAUUCGAUUGGAGAUGGAAAAUUUCAUCGAUGGGAUAGUCCAGAUAAAGGUUGUUUACCAACUGAUCUGACAUCAUUAGUGAAUGAAUCAAAUAGUAGUUCAAUAUUAACAGUAGCUUUUAGUGAUGAUCAUAAAUUUUUAUCUGUGAUUUGUUCUGAUAGUUCUUUAAUAAUUCGUUCAUGUCCAUCAUUAGCAUCUGUUCAUCAUCAUUUCAUUAAUUGUUUACCAACUAUUAUUCAUUAUCAUCCUCGAUAUUUAUUAUCAUCUGUUGAUAUAUCAUCCAAACAAUAUUGGCUUGCUGUUAAUAAUAAACAAAAUAUUCGAUUAAUUAAUACUUUAGAUUUAAAUUCAUGUAUUAUAAAUGAUCUUAUUGGUCAUACAGGUGAUAUUGAAUGUUUAGCAUGGAGUACAUCAAAUGAUUUUCUUCUUGCAUCAGGUUCACAAGAUAAAACUAUUCGAUUAUGGAAUGUUGAAACUUAUUCACCAUUGAAAAUUUACAUUGAACAUUCGGAUAGUAUUCUUUCUCUUAUUUUUUCAUCAUAUGAUUCAAAUAUAAUUCUCUCUGGUUCUCGUGAUCAAUCAUUACAUAUUUGGAAUAUUGAACAACAUACACAAUUACCAGAUCAAACAAUAAUGACUAAUUCAAUUGAGAACGAUGAAGAAACUAGUAGUAAUAGUGAACAUAGAAAACGACAUCAUAAACCAAGACCAAAUCGAGCUGAACGUGAAAAAACAAGAGCAGCAAAAAUGAUAACAAAUGAAAUGAAUGCUGAUCAAGCUGAUGAUCUUAUUUCAUCAACAAAUAAUAUUAUGAACGAUUUAAAUUCAUUCGCAUAUCGUUUAUUAUGGCCAUCAGAAACUGAUCGUCAAGUUGUUUCAGAUUUAUCAUUAUUACCAGAUAAAAUAAGUUUGAUUGAAAGAAUAAAACAACAGAGUUUCAAUUCAACAAAUGAUUUCAUUUAUCAUAUGUUAUAUUGGUCCGGUGAACAUAAUGAGUUAUUAAAUGAAUUAUGUAAACGAAAUAUAAAAUCAUCAAAUGAUCUUUUCUUCUGGAUGGGUAUUUUAAAUAAUUCAAAUGAAAUUCAACCCUUGGUUGAUCGAACAUUUGAUUUAAUAAAAGAAAAUAUCGAACAACAAACAUUAGAAUUUAUAACAAUGAUGAUUAAAGUGAAACGAAAUCAAGAAUUAUUAGAAUAUCUUAUUAAUCAUGAUCAUGUUGAAUGUUGUCUUCUUUUGGCUAUUUUAUUGGAAUGUAUUGAUCAAAUACGUGAUCGUCUACCGGUUUCAGGACAAACAGCGGACAAUUAG
This is a messenger RNA of Rotaria sp. Silwood1, 2691 nucleotides long. Lineage: Eukaryota; Metazoa; Rotifera; Eurotatoria; Philodinida; Philodinidae. The record is from the annotation of a GenBank genome assembly.